AUGGAAGCUAUGCUUGCAAAGCUUAACAAAGAGUAUGAAGACAUGAAAAAAUUCUGGGAAGAGGAGAGAGGUAUUAUGAAAAGCCGAGGGGAGGUUCUUAAGAAUCUCGAAUUUCAAGUAGGACAUCUUUCACAACAAUUUCCAAGGCCUACUGACAGUUUUCCAAGUGAUACAGAGAAAAAUCCAAGAGGGGAAAUGAAGAAGGUAAGGUGGGAAGAAUGCAAGUCAAUCAAUCUGAGCAGUGAAGAAGGUCUGAAGAAAGAAUGCUCCAUACACUCAGAGCAUGAUGAAGGAAAACCAAGGAAGGAUGUAAGAGAGAUAGAAGAAAUGGCUUGCCCUGAACAGAGGAAGCAACAAAAAGAGAAAGAAUACCUCGAGCCCUUUGUGCCACAAGCACCAUUCCCACAGAGACUCAAGGAAAGUGAGGAAGACAGGUCAUAUUCAAGAUUCCUAGACAUUUUUACAACACUCAGUGUCAACAUCCCCUUCAUCAAAAUUCUUCAACAGAUGCCAACAUACAUCAGGUGCAUGAAAGAUUUGUUGACCAAGAAAGGAACCUUAAAAGGGGGAAAAACAGUGAAAAUGAACAAAGAAUGUAGUGCCCUCAUCAAGAAAGACAUACUCACGAAGAAAAGAGAUCCAGGUUGUUUUCAUAUUCCAUGUGCCAUAGGAAAGACUAAAAUUGACAAGGGAUUCUGCGACUUAGGUGCUAGCAUAAAUGUGAUGCCUCUAUCUCUUAUGAAGAAGUUACAAAUCAAUGAGCUGAGAUCCACGGAUGUAAUCGUUCAAUUGGCAGACAAAACUCAGAAGAAGGCUGAAGGACUAAUUGAAAAUGUAUUGGUGAAAGUAGGAAACCACUUCCUUCCCACUGACUUUGUUGUUCUGGACAUGGAGGAAAGCUACCUCCAUCCCGUUAUUCUAGGAAGACCAUUUCUAGCUAUUGGAAAAGCUCUCAUUGAUGUAGAACGAGGAGAAUUGAUAUUGAGAAUACAUGAUGAGCAGCUCACUUUCCAGGCCUUCAAACCCGUGCAUGAAUCUGAGCAAGAGAGCAAAGAAUUAAAAGAAGAGCACAUUGAGAGUCCCGUAAAGGAGAAUAAAAAUGAACCACAUGGGCAACAUCUGGAGCUUUCCUUGAUAGAUAAACAAGAAGCUUAA
This is a messenger RNA of Arachis ipaensis, 1155 nucleotides long. NCBI's taxonomy places the organism in Eukaryota, Viridiplantae, Streptophyta, Magnoliopsida, Fabales, Fabaceae. The record is from RefSeq and is a predicted model, not a curated record.